Leishmania braziliensis MHOM/BR/75/M2904 is the source of this 1293-nucleotide messenger RNA. RefSeq lists its product as hypothetical. The transcript has a single exon. The record is from RefSeq and is a predicted model, not a curated record. NCBI's taxonomy places the organism in Eukaryota, Euglenozoa, Kinetoplastea, Trypanosomatida, Trypanosomatidae. The coding region runs from base 1 to 1293 and encodes 430 amino acids.
AUGACAAGGGCAAGAGCAGCGGCCCUCUCUGCAACAUCCAUCCCUGACGUCCUCCUCGUUGCUGACGUUAUCACGGCGUUCAAGCAAAAUGAGAAUGGCGAAGAAGGUGAGCUCCGCCAUCAGCCACCGCGGCGCGACUUCCGGAGUGGCCUCUUCGACUGCCAUGAGAGCUGGGCCGUGUGCCUCGACGCAUGCCUGUGCACGUACUGCGUGGCCAGUGCGCACCACAACUUCCUGAUGAACGACACGGCGGGCGUUUACUUCCCCGCCUGCUGUGGGCUGCUCUGCGUCGAUGCGGGGCUCAGCGCACUCUCCUCGUGCCUGCCAAGCUCUCUGUACCUCCACACCUACCUCAUGCGCAGCGCCAUCCGUCAGCGCUACGGCUUGCACUCGGUGGACGGACGUGUCGACUCCGACGAGCACGACAGCGGCAGCUACCGUGUCUGCUCGACGGAGUCGCUGCUGGACCUCCUGGCCGUAUCCCUCUGCCUGACCUGCGUCAUUGCUCAGCACCAGCGCGAGAUCAUGCACCAGGGCGACUGGUGGGGUGGCGGAGUAGGGCUUAUCGGCGUGGUUUCUAGCCCCUCCCUCCCCCUCCUCCUCUCCUUUGGGAGAGGAAAGAGGGCUGUCGAUGGGGGGUGUACGGAGACACGCCCAUCCUCCAGCUUUGCUCAGUCGCUCACACCCUCACGCACUGUUGCUGCCUUCUCUUUUCCGCUUUUUUUUUUUUUUCGUGCGGCGGCGUGCGGCGGGAGUUCAUCUCCGUCGCGCAAAAAUUGUAAUCAGCGGCACAUUCUUUGCAGUGAAGACUCGGCCUGGAUGAUGAAUUUCAGGCGUCCGUCAACCGCCCUCGGUCUCCUCCUCCUCCUUCCCCUUCCCCCCCCCCUCCACACACACGCGCACUUCCUCGGCCGGCCAAGUGAGCCCCUGCUGCCGUCUGGACGAGGAAGAGAGGGGAGGGAAAGAGCGCUCUUCUUCUCGUUUGCUCAGCGCCAUCUCCCCCACCCCGCAGACGGUGGGACAGGGCGUCAACGAGACGCACCAGGGCGUGUGUGUGUGUGUGUGUGUGUGCCGGGCACCAGCGCUCAAGGCGGCUCCGCUUGCCCCAGCUGCUUGGGGGCGGGGGGGUGCGUGGGUGUGCUCCUUUCCCCUUCCCCACGUUGUCCACUCGGAGCCCCCACCCACCCCUCAGAUCCACUUUCAACCUACUGCUCUCGCAUUGAAGUCGGCCCGAUCCAUCCAGUGCCCGUGCACCUCUCUCCACCAGGUGAGACCGGAAUGCCGGAAGGAUAG